Messenger RNA from Mizuhopecten yessoensis (Yesso scallop), 1685 nucleotides. RefSeq names its product zinc finger homeobox protein 4-like. Gene Ontology annotation, biological process: actin filament polymerization. The record is from RefSeq and is a predicted model, not a curated record. Gene Ontology annotation, molecular function: actin binding; microtubule binding. NCBI's taxonomy places the organism in Eukaryota, Metazoa, Mollusca, Bivalvia, Pectinida, Pectinidae. The transcript has a single exon. The coding region runs from base 1 to 1596 and encodes 531 amino acids. Gene Ontology annotation, cellular component: cytoplasm; actin filament.
AUGAAAACCAUUCACGGGGGCAGUCAACCAUAUCCGCAAAUCACUCAUGCGUAUCCGCCGCCGCCGCCGGGCCCACCACCACCGCCGCCGCUGCAGGAGGUACAGUUGUUGCCUCCAUCGCAUGGAUUACAGUCACCGCCGCCGUCGCCGCCGCAGCCGCCACCGCCGCCCUCGCCACCGCCACCGCCACCGCCGCCGCCGCUGCAGCAGCAGCAUCGGGACUUUGUUUUUAAACAUCCCUUCACAGCUAACGUGUCUGGUCCUACUUCCUCUGGGAAAACGUACUUUGUCAAAACUAUGCUUCAAAAUUGUUUGACAAAAAUAACACCAGCUCCUCAAAGAAUCAUAUGGCUCUACAAACGAUGGCAACCUCUAUAUGACAUCAUCAAAGCAUCUGUAUACCCAUCAGUUGAAUUUAUACAGGGGAUACCCCUCGACCUAGAUCAAGAUUCUUUCAUUAAUCCGAGUGUUAGAAACCUUGUCAUACUGGACGACCUAAUGUCCAUAGCAUCUAAGGAUCCACGGGUCAACGAGUUGUUUACGGAGGGAAGCCACCACAGAAACCUAUCCGUCAUCGCCCUUAAUCAAAAUCUUUAUUAUAAUAGGGAUCCUACUCAAAGACGAAAUUGUCACUAUUUAGUGAUGUUUAAUAACCCCGUGGAUAAGCAGCAAAUCAUGACGUUGGCCCGGCAAAUGUAUCCAGAGAAUACAAAGCACUUAAUGAGACAAUUCAAAGAAGCUACAGACAAACCAUACGGUUAUUUACUGGUGGAUCUGAAACCCACUACCCCUGAAUCUCUACGUCUGCGCCGUAAUGUUUUCUCGGACGAGCCUAUAAAAGGACCCAUGAAUAUUACUUCGAUUCAUUCUGAGGAUAACACUCCUACCGUGCAGACGUAUUCAGGAGUCUCUGAAGAAGACAAGUAUUUAACUUCUGUAGUAGAAGAGCCACAUAUCAAUAUGAUCAGCUGUGAAGAUUGUGGUGUUGUCUUCGAAAACUUGCAUGAUCUCCAGAAACACAUUAAGAAUUGGUGUCCCGAUCAAUCUCCAUUGAAGAGGAAAAUGUCUGAGGAAGAUUCUUUACCUGACAAAAAGAUGAAAUUCGAGAGAAUGAUCUCGGAAGACAGCGACACGUCGAUUGAGUCAUAUGAUGACUAUGAAGAUGACGUAUUUAUGCAGUUUGCAGAAAUAGCCAGAGAGAAAAACGAAGAACAAUGGCAAAAGAAAUUAGAGAAGUAUGAGAAUCAAGGAAUCUCACAUUCCGAGGCUAAAUCGAAGGCUGACAUGAAACUCAAGGACGAGGACCUUAAAGAAUUCCUAGGAUACUAUGGAAAACUGAUAUCCUAUUUAUUGCAGUUAAGACACGGGAGAUUACACGGGGAGGUUAUAGAAUCCAUUGAAAACUACAUGGCUGAGGGUAUGGAUAGUGAGAAGGCCAUUCGAGUAACUCUCAGGCAAUUGCAACAUCGAUUUGAAGACUAUUUGGAUUCCGUCAAAGACACUGAUGACGAGGAGAGUGUUAAUACUGAUUCCGAGGGGUCGGAUAAUGAGGAUGAUUAUGAAAUGGAUGAAGACGAUGGUGAAGCUGAGGAUUAGAUUAAAUUUUCAGCCCGAAAGUUUUGAUUGAGUUAAUUUUAUAUUCAAAAUUAUGAUUGUAAAUAAUUAAGAACACUUGUAAAUAGUUC